AUGGCCACCGAACGUCUCUACCAACUUCUCUACCCCCUUCCCUCCCCACCUCCCCGACCCCGCCUCUCCUCCUCCCCAAUGCAAAUCCUCGCCCUCGGCCUCCCCCGCUCCGGCACCGACUCCCUCCGCACCGCCCUGCACACCCUAGGCUACACCCACAUCUGGCACGGCUUCGACCUUCCCUCCACACGCCCCCACGACUGCGCCAUCUGGGUCCCUCUCCUGCAAUCCAAAGCGCGUGGCGACUCCGGGCCAGGUCGGGAGUUUGACUGGGACGUGCUGUUGGGUGAUUGCGAUGGGGUGAUGGAUAUGCCUCCCGGAAUAUUCGCCGAGGAGUUAUUGGAUUUUUACCCGCAGGCGAAGGUGGUGCUGAAUCGGAGGAGGGAUAUGGAUGCCUGGCAUCGGAGUUUGAAUGAGGCUGCGAAGAUGAUAUUGGGGAGUUGGGGGAUAUGGGGGUUGAGUUGGUGGGAUGCGGAACUGUUUUGGUGGUAUCGGAGUGCGGUGUUGUGGAUGGGGAUUAUGGGAGAAGGCAAAGGGGGGUUUGAGAAAAAUGGGAAGGAGUGGGCGGAGAGGUAUUAUGAGAGGUUGGAGGGGAAGUUGGAGAGGGAGGGGAGGGAGUAUUUGGAUUGGGAGGUGAGGGAUGGGUGGGGGCCGUUGUGUGGGUUUUUGGGGAAGGAGGUCCCGCAUGAGGAUUUCCCUUGGGGGAAUAAGGGGGGGAAUGAGUUUGAGAAGAAUGCGAAUAAGGCUAUUGAGAAGAUGGUGAAGAGGGCGGUGGUGAGGAUUGCGGGGACGGUGGUUGUAGUUGCGGCGGGUGUAGGAGGAUGGUGGUGGAGGUCACAGUGAUUUCCUAAGAGGAUGGAGAACGGGUCUCAGAAAAGGAUGCUCGGGUCAGACAAUGCACCACGAAGAUUCAGACGAGGUAUCUCAUUAUCAAAAGCCAUAUUAUUUAAAGGGGUUUUAUUUGGAGGUUCUACUGUAUCUCCAUGUAAGAAAACAUAUACAUAAGAAAAGGGGGUAUAAGACAGACCACCGCUUCCCGUACCCGUACAAUCUAGCCCUAUCCUUGCAAAGCAAGACGACGCGCGCUGAAAUAAGCUAAAUAUACAACUGAU
Molecule: messenger RNA, 1112 nt
Organism: Pseudogymnoascus verrucosus
Lineage: Eukaryota; Fungi; Ascomycota; Leotiomycetes; Thelebolales; Thelebolaceae
Exons: 1
Coding region: 1-843 (280 amino acids)
Source: RefSeq, a predicted model, not a curated record